AUACAUUAUUAUACUAAGCAUCAGCUGAUGUGGAUGUCAGCUGAUUACCAAAACAACACAGAGCAGACGAUAGCAGGAUGGGGGCACUGUUAUCAUGCUGUGGUGGCGGAUCUUCCUCCUCCUCAGACUACAACAAUAUAAAUGAUCCGGCUGAUCCUGAGGCUCGUCGGAAACAGAUGGCAGAAGCAGCCGAAGCACGGAUGAAGGCACAGGAAGGCCGAGGCGUCAAGAACCCAGAGGCACUAAAGCAACGACAGAUACGCAUGGAGGAGCUGGAGCGCAAACAAGAAGCAGCAGGAAGAGACCAGGGAGGUGGACUUAGGUGGCAAGUGAAUUAAUUUGAAGAAGCUUGCUAUCCACUACCUUACUUCAUCUGAGGAUCCUCUGUAUCUGUCAGACACAUCUGAUGAUCCAAUGUAUUUGUCAGAUGUCUUCAGCAGGCAUCAAUCAUCCUACUCAACAAAUGUCACAAGACACCCAUCAUCUUAUUACAUUAUCACAAGACAUUCAUCUUCUGACUAUAAUUACACAAGACUCAUCUUAUAGUCUAUGAUAUCAUAAGAUGGUCAUCAUCAUACUCUAAGGAGAUUGUAAGACAUCCAUCAUUGAAUUCUACAAUAUCACAAGACUCCCCAUCGUCAUAUCAGUACAUACAAACUUCAGAAGUAUUCGACCUGACAACUUUGGAACAUUUAUUAGGUAGAUUACGUCAGUGCAUUGCAUUAAAGUAGCCUGAACAAUUUAAACAGGGUUCUGAAUAUCACAAACUUGGUUUCGAAACUGUUGGAACAGGUCAGAACCUGCAACAAUGGGGUACAAAUGAUUCAUUUUAUUUUAGAGGGACAAAGGUAAGUACUGAUUUGGGAAUAGGAUUUUAUACAAAUGGAAUAGAUCGUCAGCUAGGGUUAUUGUGACAAACAGUUGAACAGGUUUCAAGAAUAGAUUGAAUAGGUAUAAGGACUAGAGAGGGCAGGUUUAAAUGGGGUCUGCUGAGUAUGAGUCAUAGACCUCUUGAUGUGUUCCUUAAUUCUUAUUGGUCUUGUAGCACAGUGGUCUACAUCCUCUGCUCACGAUUGAGGGACCCCUGGUAGGACAAAUGGUUUACCUAGCAGUAAAAUGGGUACCUGGGAGUUAGUCAAAUGUUUUGGGUUGCAUCAUGGAAAAGGUCAGUAGUUCAUCUAGGAGGGACCUGGAUAAGCCUAAGUUCAAGCUGCCUGUCCCUGACAAUGGGAAUUAUCAAGUUUGCCACUAAUGCAGCAAAACAUAAAUUAAAACAUUCUCAAAACAUUUGAGAAAAUAAUUGUGAAACACUUUCUUCAUAUUAAUGUAAUUAUUCACAUUCAUAAAAUCAGGAGGGCUUGAUUUCCAAAAUAAAUAUUUUGUUACAUUUUUUGACUAGAAGAACUUCUUAUAAGGCAUGUGAAGAUCCAAUAUGAAGGAUCUGAAUAGCACUAACAGAGCCAUGUAUGUGGCAGCACCAGUGGAGAACCAUUGAUAAUGAAUGAUAUAUAUGAUUCAUUUUUUAUAUUAAAAAAAUUGAUAUAUAUGAUUCAUUUUUUUUACAAAGUAUUUAGCAAAAUGCAUAACAUGAUUGAUUCGGUUUCUUAUUACUGUACUGUUAAUAAUGAAAAGUUAUGACAGUGCUUUUGACAUGAAUCAAACCUUAAGCUGCUCAUGUAAAGGGUAGUAAUGGUAAUGGAAGUCAUGCAAAGGAUGGUAUUGAUAAUGUAAGAGGUCAUAUGAAGGGUGGUAAUGGAGGUGAGAAUCUCAUUCACUGUUAAUUAAGCUCAGUGCUGGUAUAUAGUUAUGCUAUAAAGCAGCAAACAAUUACACACGACAAUAAUAAUAGUUUAUUUAAAAAAAAAUGUAUACCGUAUCAAAAAGUAGUGUAGCAAGUGCUGAUAGUGGAGAAUAUAAAAAUAUUAACAUAGGUACUGCAUUAAGUACCUGAGAAAGUGCUAAAUAUUAGAUGCCCUUUGUAAGUUACUCAAGGGGGUUGUGGCAUUAUAAGGAACUGUUACAGUACAUUGAACCUUUACAUUCCUUUUAUAUUCUCUGCUUUCCAACUAAGUUCGCUACAUAGGUUGUAAAUUGUUGAUGGAAAUUCUUUACAAUCAUAAUGUGUAUACAAAAAAGUUAAUAAAUGUAAUCUGACAAUCUUGUUUUUUAUGCUGUUGUAUUGUUGAGUGUAAUACUGUAUACAGUACCUGUACUGUAGUGUAUUUUGUGCAUGUAAAGAUGAAUUCCAUGGAAUGCAAAAUUAUUAAUAAUCACAGUAAUGCAACUGAGGAUCUUAAAUUUUGAAUCUGCACAUUUUAGCAAAAGCACUUGUAUAAAAAUUAUAUUUUAGAUUAAUCUGGUUUUUAUUAAUUAUA
Messenger RNA from Procambarus clarkii (red swamp crayfish), 2375 nucleotides. RefSeq names its product small VCP interacting protein (gene Svip). Gene Ontology annotation, biological process: positive regulation of autophagy; negative regulation of retrograde protein transport, ER to cytosol; negative regulation of VCP-NPL4-UFD1 AAA ATPase complex assembly. The record is from RefSeq and is a predicted model, not a curated record. Gene Ontology annotation, cellular component: endoplasmic reticulum membrane. NCBI's taxonomy places the organism in Eukaryota, Metazoa, Arthropoda, Malacostraca, Decapoda, Cambaridae.